Pelobates cultripes (western spadefoot toad) is the source of this 243-nucleotide messenger RNA. The record is from the annotation of a GenBank genome assembly. Lineage: Eukaryota; Metazoa; Chordata; Amphibia; Anura; Pelobatidae.
AUGCUUGCAAAAGUGGAAUUCUCACCUAGAGCACUGCUCCCGAGAUAUAUCGGGGAUCUCCUGCUCAGAGGAGCACUGCAUGGAAUGCCCAAUAUGGUCGGCACGGCAGCGGAGUCUUCUUUGGAAGACAAGUUUCCCUUAGAUGCUCUGGACAACUGGUUGAAGGCUUGCACCACUUAUCCUCGGACGAGGUGGCUCACACCGCAGCCACCAUGUGCAGGAUAUCAAGUCCCUGUUGAAUGA